AUGUCAAAACGCAGCGCUUCGCCACCGGGUGGUGCCCUCAUCAAACGCGCGCGCUCUGGCUCUCCUGCGCCAAAUACACAGAUUGCUAUAUCCUCAUCCAACGACGAGAGGCAGCAGGCCCUCAUCCGAACGGUUAAGCGAACGAGUAGUUUGGAGGCACCGAUCAUUAGCCUGUCUGGGUCUCAUUCGGCCGAAAUUCUGAGCUGCAGGUUUGACCCUACCGGACAAAAUAUCGCUGCCUGCUCAGCGGACCGCAGUGUCUCCCUAUGGCGCACAUACUCUCCUAACACAAACUAUGGCCUAAUAUCCAACCUCCACAAAGCCCCCGUCCUCGACCUCCAGUGGUCUCUGGCAUCCCAAGUCCUCUACACCGUUUCCGCCGACCACACUCUGAACGUCACAGACCUCACGACUGGCCAGCGUGUGCGUAAACUCCACGCUCACCGAGGUAUCAUUAAUUCCCUCGACAGAACUCUCGCAGGAGGAGCUGGCGUCGAGCUCGUCGCCACCGGCGGUGACGACGGAACCAUACGCAUCUGGGAGGGAGGCGACGAGGGCCCGAAGCAGCCCGUGAGCGUGUACGAGCUCGGGUGCCCGAUCACGUCCGUCGCAUGGAGUGCGGACGGGGCGAGCAUAUAUGCGGGCGCGCUGGACAACGAAAUCCACGUCAUCGAUUUUCGCAAAAACGAGGAGGUAUAUACCCUCGUGGGUCAUACCGACACGCCCACAUCCCUUUCCCUAUCACCCAACGGCCAGUACCUCCUCUCCCCCUCCUUCUCUUCUCAGACCAUCAUUCACGACGUCCGACCGUUCUCACCAUCGCCGAAUCGCAUACAUCGGGUUCUCAUGGGCGCACCCGCCGGUUUCGAGAACACUCUUCUGCGGGGUGCAUGGAGCAAGGACGACGGCGGAAGAAGAGUUGGAGUGGGAGGUGCUGACCGUACCGUAUGUAUAUGGGAUGUAGAGAGUGGAAAAGUGCUCUAUAAGCUACCUGGCCACAAGGGAACCGUCACAGCUGUGGAUUUCCACCCGAAGGAGCCCAUCAUCUUGACAGGGAGCAAAGACGCUACUAUGCUUCUUGGAGAGAUCGAGCCCACCCUUGGAGCGUAA
This is a messenger RNA of Dichomitus squalens LYAD-421 SS1, 1110 nucleotides long. Its product is annotated as WD40 repeat-like protein. Gene Ontology annotation, cellular component: catalytic step 2 spliceosome. Gene Ontology annotation, molecular function: protein binding; RNA binding. NCBI's taxonomy places the organism in Eukaryota, Fungi, Basidiomycota, Agaricomycetes, Polyporales, Polyporaceae. Bases 1 to 1110 code for a protein of 369 amino acids. The record is from RefSeq and is a predicted model, not a curated record. The transcript is spliced from 6 exons.